CAGGACACCAGCGAAAAAAAACGUAAAAGAUUAUCCCGCUCCUCGCCAUGCCCGCGCCUGCUGUCUUUUCUCAAGAUGUCCGAAUCAACCCCUCUCCUUCCCAAACAUGCGCCGUCGAGCCAAGGACUGUCGUGGCACACGCUGACAACUCUGUUCCUCGCCGUGCUGGUGGUGUGUCUCAUGGAGACGGGGGGCGUCAUGGAAUCGAUCCCCUUGGCAGAAAUAACAGAGGAUAUUGUAUGCAGAUCUUACAUUUCUCAAAGUGAGAGUCUGGCCGGGAGCGCGGCGGCUGAGGACCGGUGCAAACAGCCAGAUGUGCAGGCAGAUGUAGCCAAUAUACAGGCGUGGCGGUCGACAGUAGAAACUAUCCCGUCGCUGCUUCUGGCUGUGCCGUAUGGUCUGCUGGCAGACAAGUACUCGGCGAGCAAGAUUCUUGCGCUGUCUGGUCUGGGAGGCGCGCUGGUCAUGAUGCUUGAUUUAUUCAUCUGCUUAAAUGCAGCCACAGUGUCUGUCAAGUUGCUCAUCCUUUCCCCGCUGCUUACUGUAGUUGGCGGCGGCGGCGGCGUCUUCAUCGCCAUGAUCUAUUCUAUUAUCGGCGAUACUACGACUGCCACAAACAGGGCUACUGUAUUUUCGCUCAUGUUCUCCGGCGUACUUGUCGCUAAACUCAUCGCCACCGCGCUGACAUACUAUACAAUGGCGGUAUCUACAUGGCUGUGCCUUUAUACCUCGAUAGGUGUCAGCUUGGUUGCUAGUAUCAUCUCUUAUUUUAUACCCGAGUCUGGUGCCGGAGCGCCCAAGUCGCGAUUCAAUGGGAAGACGCCGCCACAGUCACUCUUCGACCUCGACGAUUUGACGAUACGCGACCGCCUCAACAACCUAGUAUACAGCAUCAAGGCUGCCGUCCGAUGGGCAUGUGUUGAGAACCGAUCUGCCGCAUUGGUGACCUCGACACUCAUUCUCACAUCGCUGGGCGGCUACGCCAAGAUCCUCGAACUGCAAUACAUUACAAAACGAUACGGCACAUCCUGGCCCGAAGCGGCAAUGCUGCUCAAUUCGCGCACAAUUACGUCACUAGUGCUAUUUAUUGCGGUGAUUCCAGCAAUCUCUCAGUAUCUGACGAAGUCGUUGCGAUUGACGCCGACGCAAAAGGACCUGCUUCUUGCGCGGGUGUCGAUCCUCUUCAAUGUUCUUGGGUGCGUGAUCGUUGGUCUGGCAAUCAAUAUCCCAAUUGUGGUCAUUGGAACAGUUGUCAUGUCGUUUGGCUCCGGGUUUAUCGUUUCGUGCAUGAGCCUGGUGUCGUCGCUUGUCCCCGGCGGCAAGUCGAGCUCGCUAUAUACCGUGAUUGGGCUGAUGCAGAGCGUCGGCAUCUUAAUCUCUGGGCCAAUUAUUGCGGCAAUCUUUAAACUUGGGUUGAACAUGGGCGGCAUAUGGAUUGGUAUGCCAUAUAUCGUUGUUGCGGGAACCUACGGAUUAACAUUUGUGAUCUUGGGCUUUGUAACCCUCGAUGGGCGCGAAAAUAGAGGCGAUGCCGAGUCUGUCUACGAAAUGCCCCUGCGUGACAACAUUAUAGAGACACAUAGUAUUUACUCAUAAUUAUAAAUCAUUUUCUUAUCAGCAA
Messenger RNA from [Torrubiella] hemipterigena, 1621 nucleotides. Lineage: Eukaryota; Fungi; Ascomycota; Sordariomycetes; Hypocreales; Clavicipitaceae. The record is from the annotation of a GenBank genome assembly.